Anthonomus grandis grandis is the source of this 1049-nucleotide messenger RNA. RefSeq names its product odorant receptor 43a-like. Bases 27 to 950 code for a protein of 307 amino acids. Gene Ontology annotation, cellular component: plasma membrane. Lineage: Eukaryota; Metazoa; Arthropoda; Insecta; Coleoptera; Curculionidae. The record is from RefSeq and is a predicted model, not a curated record. Gene Ontology annotation, molecular function: odorant binding; olfactory receptor activity. The transcript has 6 exons. Gene Ontology annotation, biological process: sensory perception of smell; detection of chemical stimulus involved in sensory perception of smell.
UUGCCUAUCUGAUUCUGAGCUCAAUAAUGGCGGUUAAGAUAUCAUUAUGCCGUACUAAAAAAAUGACUGUCGUCAUAAAAAGGGCCAUUGACGGUGUUGAUCUUACAUUUAUGGGAGGGGCGGAAUACGUAAAUUCAGUUUAUAAGCAAUACACCAACUAUUCCAAUAAUAUUUGUAAGCUGUUUAUUGUUUGGUCAUUCGUUGUCGGAUCUUUAUUAAAUAGCUACAGCUUUAUAGAUUAUGUGAAAUACCUUAAAGGCAGAUACAACGAUACCGAAAAACCAUUACAUAUUCCAUGUUGGUAUCCAUUCGACAUCAAUAAAUUUUAUGGAAUAGUCAUCUUCUAUGAAAUAUUUUCAGUCUACUAUGUUGAUUUUUUGAAUAUAUGCUUCCAAGUUCUAUUUAACACUUUAAUGAUACAAAUUUCUGCUGACCUGAAAAUUUUACAGUUCAACUUUAAAAACUUUUCCAAAAAUAUUGAUACUGGAGAGGAGCUAUCUGAGGAAGAGGCCUAUUUACAUUUUAGAGAAUGUGUUAUUAAUUAUCAGAAAGUUAUUGAACACACUUAUCGCUUAAAUACCGAGCUGAAGUAUGUCCUACUGGUAGAAUAUGGUAGUUCCUCCAUAAUGCUUGCAGCUGUUUUAGUACAAAUUAUGCAGGGAAAAAUGCUUUAUUUCAACUAUCCCUUUUUUGGAAUACUUUCAUUUCAAUGGGGAUUGCUAGCUUGGAAUGCCAAUGAAAUAGUUCUACAGAGCCAAGCCUUGGCCAUGGCUAUUUUUGAGAGUAACUGGUACGAGCAGAGCAAACGUAUAAAUCAGAUGGUAAUUAUUACAGUGCUUAGAAGCAGAAGACAUCUGUAUUUAAGCAUUGGGCCUUUUGGAGAGAUGGUGAUCGAUUCAGCUGUAUCUCGGCUUAAAUUAGCUUAUUCCUUUGUAUCGGUGAUGUCUUAAAAAAAUUCGAAAUAAUUUGAAAAAUCUAUACAAUAGGACUAUCACCUGUAAUUAGACUAGAAAAGAUUAGAUUUAAAUUAAAUUAGAAAUGAGCAUAAA